AUCACAUGCAGUCAGAAAAGGGCCCUCAUUCGUUCGGCUUCUUCACAUUAGACGGUCAUCGAGUUGUCAGUGAACACCCACUAUCCAUGAAUGGUGGCUGAGCUUUGGGUGACUUAGGGAUUGGCAGGAUCAUGAAGAGGAGGUCAUGUGCCUUGAGUGCCACUCCUUUCUGGUAUUUCUUUCGUUGGCCUUUGAGUGCACAUCUCGACCUUAACGGCUUUCUAGUGCAAGUUCAAGGACGUUUCAAUGGAACGUUUUCCAAUGAGAAUAAAGUGCCUCACAGUGUGACAAUGACAUCCAAGGCUAUUGUAGGUGACAUAUCCAAUUGAAAGUGUUCUGGAAUGUCAGUCCUAAAUUCCUUUGCAAAUAUGUGUAUGUGGGAAAUUAUUUUCAAGAAUAUGUGACAAUUUCUAGUUCAGUGAACCAACUACCUCAAACUGUGUGUUCUGACAAAUGAUACGAUUCCAAUCAAUCUCUACCUCUAUUACUACGGGUCAACAGUAAAUAAUUCAGUGUCAAAUCGGCAAAAUUGGCCACUUCAAGCCAUAACGCCCUCUAUGUUUGUGUAAUCCAACUAAAAUAGUGCAUCCAUUCAACAAAUUGAUCAUACAUUCUACAUAAAUCGUGUUUAUUUAGUGUUUCAAUCUUCUGACGAAUUCCUGUUCAUGGAGGCCACCACAUUCUCCGUCGUUGAGGGAAGGGAAAACAAUCACAACACGGCAAACAGAAACUUUAAGAGGAUGGGGAGCGAAAAAUAUAAGCUCAAAUGGAGCCGGUAUGAGUCCAAUAUCUUAUCAGCUUUUCACAGUCUCUUGGAAUCCGAGACACUUUCCGAUGUAACCUUGUUUUGUGAAGGUCAAACCUUCAAGGCACAUCGGCUCGUCUUGGCCGCGUGUAGCACGCACUUCGAGAGUCUCUUCAGUCAAACGCCCAUCAACGCCCCAAGUACGAAUCAGUUCUUCGUUAUCCUGGAUGGCACCCGAGCUGAUGAUUUGCAGAUUCUCUUGCACUUCAUGUACAGAGGAGAAGCUUAUCUCCAUCAAGACCGAAUCAACAGUGUACUUCGGACGGCUGAGGCCCUUCAGGUGAAAGGGCUCUCGGAGGGUCCCCGAGGCAUUGAGCUCAAUAAUCAAAAUGCCCAUGGACCAGGAAAUAAUGGACGGUCGUGGUCGCCUCAUCCGCAACAACCGUUUGUUGGCGACUCACCACAUCACCAGCGUCACAAGAAGAAAGACUUGGAUGAUCAUUCACAAAUGAGAGAAAGGCACCAUGGCUCCCCUCCUCCGAGCAUGCACAGCAGUACGGGAGAGGGCAUGGCCCAAUCUUACUAUGCUCCACCUCCUAUCACUCGGGAGCCCUUUCCAAUGUAUUCAGGGUCAAUUCGAAGCACAAGCUCAUAUUCACGAACCUCUCGAGACGACCACCGUGACCAACCAGCCCGAUUUAGCCCUCUACCACAUAACAGAUCAAAAUCCCCCGGGCCACCUCCACCUCCAGGGCGUUAUCCUUUGGAAAAGUUCAACUCUCCUCCCCAUGGUCCAAGCGGGCUACUGCCGUCCUCUUCCGUGGAUCUUCCAAGCAAAGAAGAGCGUGACACCACCCCAAUAUCAGUGGUUUCAGCCCCGGAAAUCUAUGAAGGCCGAUCGAUAUCUCGAGGUCAUGACUCGGAUCGCCCCCCCUCAAACAAGACUGAUACCCACUCCCCAGAGUAUGAGCGUCAAACGCCCACUAUGAGCUCCCCGCUUCAAAAGACGGGAUUUCCCUCAGACUCAACGACGGACCCUGCGUCUGGUGCGGGACCUUCUGGCCUGUUGAGGUCGGCUUUUAAGACUGAGGAACAAAACCGCCUGCGCAGAUCAUCUGAUCCAGGCGCUCCAGGAAUGAACAACGAGGCUGAUGCAGGAGACAGGGCCACGCCUUCAGACGACCACAGACCCAAAUUUCCACCAGAGUUUCGUAAUGUUCGUGAUGACUUAUCCAGGAUGGCCACUUCUAGUCCUCAAGGACGAACUAAUGAUAUGAGAAUGAUGGAAGACGAUGCGAGGACUCAAGCAGCCGCUACUAGUUUGGAACAGUUUCGUCGAUUGGCACAAGCACAAGAACAUCUAAUGCCACGCCGGGUUCAUCAAGGCGGGCUGUCGGCACUGGUUCCAGGGCUGACUGCUAGCGAUUAUAUGCGCUUUGCAAUGCCCGUGAGAGAUCCAGAUAAUGGCGAUCCAAUUUCUGGCUCAGGUACAAAGCUUAAAUGUCCUUUUUGUGAGAGAACCUAUGGUUACGAGACCAACUUGAGGGCCCACAUUCGACAACGCCAUCAAGGAAUCAGGGUGUCUUGUCCCUACUGUCCGCGUACUUUCACGAGAAACAACACAGUUAGGCGUCAUGUGCAAAGGGAACACAGACAUUUAGCGGGCCGCAUCCCAACUAAAUUUGGAUCGACUCGUGUCAUGCCUGAUCCCAUUACUUCAGGCGUAGGGGCUGGCAACAAUGGGGGUGGGGCCUUGCCACAUCAUGCAAUGCCACCAUCUCCUCUUCGCUCUGGCUCUCCCAUUCCAACGUCCUCGGGGGUUGGAAGUGGUCCAGGAUCCAUGGACACAUCAGGGAUGGGUAAAUCGCCACACCCCUGACAGCCAAUUCGCGAUGACAAGGAGCCUCUAGCCUCUCGAAACUCUCGAAACUCUUCCCCGUAUGAGGUAGAGGGAUUUGAGGGUGCAAUGGAGGUGAAUGCCACCCAGUUUGAUCAUGAUGAAGGUCCCCUUGUCAUCGAUGAGCAAGAGGAGCAGCAGCAACUAAACCACAUGAAUCACCGAAACAUACCCCCCAAUAGUCUCGCCACGCCCACCGGUCAACCCCAUCCUACCUGAGAACCGUUUGAUCAUGAGGCAGUAUUACGCGUCAGCAUCCUUGGUUUCCUAUCGAAUCUCACGAAAAAAAAGCAAGACAACCGAACAGUGUUCCUUGACUCCCCUCGCCACGCCUUUUUCUCUCCCUGGAAGAGACACACAUCAACAUACACACCAGCGUCUGUCGUCGUUGCGCUCAUCUCACCUCCAACAGUAACUAUAAGACUGAGCUUUAUAUUACUACUACCGCAUCAAUUUCAAGGCCCCUGAUUCGUUCUCGAGGGCUCCCAACAGAAUUUCCUCCCCAUUCCCUAUGGCCAACUCCCUCUUUUGAUGUCCUCGACUGAAAUCAAAACACUAUCGCCGUGUUUGAAGCAAAGUGCGGCUCCAUCGUUUGAUGUUCUACCUCCGGACUGUCGUUGUUAAAAACAAAGACAUGGUCCCAUCUUCAAUAUUCAAGAACCACAAGGUCAAUAGAUCAAGGCUCACCCCUUGAUGUCCAUGGCUAGUGGCUGGUUUCAAAACAUGGCCACAUCACCUCCUUUCUCGGGUAAACUGGGACUUUUGAAAGUCACAGUAAAAACUGAAUAUUUUACGAGUAAACAACUUACAAGUAGUUAUUACUUGACUGGCCCUACAAAACAAUACUUACCCCACCUUGUUUCUUCUCAUCUGAAACUAUAAUAGCCCCUCGCCCCGCCUUUACACACUAUCCCGCUUUCUUCGUUUCCGUCGGGUCUCAAUUCUUGGUAUUUCUACCUCAUUCUUUACCCGCGUCGACCACAUCAUUCAAUAGUUAUGUUUGGUAACUUAUUACUCUUCACCCGUACCUCACCCGUGCAGCAAUGUGCUUCAACUUGUUUAAAAUCUCUUGAACUAAGUAAGGGUGACCAAUCCCGAUGAAAUCGAAGACAUACGAGCACUCAAGUAAAACUGAUCUUCUACCUCUGAAGCCCAUAGCACAUACCGGUCCGUAUCUCACAAUUCAUAAAUCCAUCACCUCAAGAUAUUACCUCACACUAAUAUAGUAUGGGCUGGUAUUUGUGGACAAAACAGCAACUAUUGACCUCCAAUUUCUCCCGCCAUCAUCGAUUGGUCACCGUUGAUUUAGUUCUCCCAAAAUUUUGAGCGCUUUCUUCUUGGCCAAAGGACCACGCUUCCAGACUGGGCCUGAAGAUUCCAAUUCAAUUAUUGGCCACGUUUUCAAAGACUGAUACAGACAGAGACACCUGGCUUCUCUAAAAGUUGCCUUGAUUUGAGGACACGAAGACUAAUUCAAAAUUUGCUCAGGUUUCAGAAGAACGAGAACUAAGAGCAAAACUUUAAUCCUAUUGCCUUCUCUCACGAUCGCCCCCUGCCCCUCCUGCCCCUCCUGCCCCAAGCUAUACUGCCUACCAUCUAAACUACCAUAGAAAACUGCCCUUUAUCACAAGCAUGUCUCUCCAAACCCAGAACCACCCGCAAAUGAAAUGUGCAAUAGUCAUUCAUAACCACAAUAGUUACCACAGUGAACAACUAACUACCGGUCUCUGAACCUGUCGAAACACCCCCUGAACUCAAGCUAUUGAUAAAGAAAAUACUACCGCUACCAUGUGCAACCCAGAGAAAGCCCUUGCUUGUAAAACAUUGUUGAGCCAACGUAUGAAUGCCUUAUCGUGUGCGGCCUCUGAAAGAGGGCACACAUGGCUUUAAAACGUAUCAGAUUCCUCCUCAGACCCAUUUUACUAGGUUUUUUCUAUAGUUCAUGUUGUACAUACCUUUGGAUUGACUUUCUAAAGAGGAGCUUUUAAGUGUGAGUUGGUGUUAUACCUUUCAAAAGGAACACAACGUCCCCUACAAAGAAAAUAACGUACUUCCAUUUUAUCAUUUGCAUGAUGAAUUGGUGUUCUCUAUUUCACAGUGAAGAAGGCCUAUGGCGAGUGUACAUAUAGUCUGCCUCCACACAAAUCCCUCUUACAUACUACUGCUACUUCUACUACUAUUAUGAACAACAACAACAACAACAACAAAAAAGAAACGUUUUAAAUGUCGCUGUUUAUAUUGACUUGAAAUAUUGCUCUAUAAUUGAUGGAUCAAAUCCGGUCUUUUCGAACUCUCUGAUUUUCUCACUCGUUUAUGGUGAAACCCUUUAAACCGGUGAAACCUCCUCCCAGCUAUUUGUUGAAAUGUGAAAAUAAUGAAUGUAUUUCCAAACACAACACGUGGACAAACUCAUUAAGGUAAUAAUAUUACUGGUGCUGAUGAGACAGAUAUCCCGUUGUGCUGAUCCUAGAUCAGAUUUUAUUGGCCUCUGAAAGAAAAUUGGCUUUUCCUUCUUAUUCUAAAUCCUCUUUUUGAGUGUAGAUGAUUAAUUCUAUGACUCUGCUUGGGACUUAUCAUCGCCACUUUCUUUAUCUCUUUAUCGUGUACUAGUGACACCAAAUGUAUGAAUGUUGCUUUAACUAUUUUCUAAUCUGGAUUAAGGGGGGCAAUGUUGUCGCUUUACUCCGAAAAUUUUCCUCCUCGAAAUUACACUCUUUCUUCAACUAUUGCUUGAUCCAACCAAUAUAUCAGUCAAAAUGCCACCAGUUUCGUUUUCCAAAAGUAACAGCCUCCAAAAGGAGCCCUUGAAAUUCCCGUUGAUUACAAGACUGAACCACACCCACAUCCAUUUCAAAGAGAUGAACCGCAACAGUUAUUCAAUAGCCUCUCCAUAGUCGUAACAAUAUUAUCAGCACCUCUUACUAUAUACCAAUAACUACAUCAACAAUAAUUAUUAUGAUAAUACAAAGAACAACUACCACAACAACAACAACAACAACAACAACUACUACUACAUCUCCUCCUCUCCAAUCCAUCCCGGUAAAUCUGCCUCCAGAGACAAACUCUAAAAACCCCGACAACAAAAACACUCACGUUUCAAUUUUGCUAUUAUCACAUACAACGAUGACUAUUGUUAUCAUUAUUAUAAUUAUUGACUGGAUAUACUAAGAACACAUAUGCAGUACUGUUCAAAUAUAUGACUCAUUUGCAUAGUCUUAUGAAUAAAAAAAAUCACAAAUCAA
Messenger RNA from Tigriopus californicus, 5884 nucleotides. Its product is annotated as zinc finger protein chinmo-like. The record is from RefSeq and is a predicted model, not a curated record. Gene Ontology annotation, molecular function: protein binding. Gene Ontology annotation, biological process: regulation of transcription by RNA polymerase II. NCBI's taxonomy places the organism in Eukaryota, Metazoa, Arthropoda, Copepoda, Harpacticoida, Harpacticidae. The transcript has 4 exons. Gene Ontology annotation, cellular component: nucleus. The coding region runs from base 666 to 2624 and encodes 652 amino acids.